This is a messenger RNA of Brachypodium distachyon (stiff brome), 3114 nucleotides long. RefSeq names its product WAT1-related protein At1g68170. The coding region runs from base 1845 to 2990 and encodes 381 amino acids. NCBI's taxonomy places the organism in Eukaryota, Viridiplantae, Streptophyta, Magnoliopsida, Poales, Poaceae. Gene Ontology annotation, cellular component: plasma membrane. The transcript is spliced from 12 exons. Gene Ontology annotation, molecular function: transmembrane transporter activity. The record is from RefSeq and is a predicted model, not a curated record.
AUGUUUUUAUAUUUGCCAUUGAGCAGUACGCUCGCUGCCGGGCUCAUGUGCUGAGCUUCUGAUCCCUCUCUUGCUGGACUCUCAGGAGCACAACGUUAUCCUACCAGAUUGUGGCCACAGUUCGCAGCCCCGCCCACCUAGUAUUAACACGUCUCCCUGUAGCCUCCCGCAUGGGCGCGCGCAAGGGAGGCAGCAUCAGCAUGGAGCAGCUGAAGACUAGGCCCCGCGAGUGAGCUCGCCUCGCCAUCCACUCAGCCUGCCUGCUGUGCCAUGGCAGCUUCCGUUCUCUUCUUCUCCCCCUCCGCUCACUGCCGCUGCAUUACGACGGCCACGACCCGAAGCAGGGGAGCACCGUUCUCGGCAGUUUUGCUGCCCCGGUGCCGCAGUCGGCGGCGGCGGUCGCGCUGCGCGGCGCUGGUGGCGAGAGCCGCGGCUGUGCCUCCCGGCCACGGCUUGCCUCGCUAUGAGACUCUGGGUGACGCCAAGGCCGCGCUGUACCAAGCUCUCCAAGGUGUCGACAGAGGGAUAUUCGGCAUAACCUCUGCCAAGAGGUCGGAGAUUCAUGGUCUGGUGGAGCUCCUCGAGUCCCGGAAUCCUACACCGGAUCCCACUGACAAACUGCAGGACAAGGUAGAUGGAUGUUGGAAGCUCAUCUAUAGCACAAUUUCGAUACUGGGGAAAAGGAGAACCAAGUUGGGCCUACGAGAUUUCAUCAGCCUAGGGGAUUUCUUCCAGAUAAUUGAUGUCAAAGAGCAUCACUUCUGUACACCCAAAGGAAAAGGCGGUGAAUGUCAUAAAGUUCAGCGCAAGAGCAUUGAAGAUAUUGUCGGGGCAACUUGCUAUCGAAGCAUCGUACACUAUCGCUACUAAAACAAGAGUGGGUAUCAAGCUUCAGAGUUCAACAAUCACCCCGGACCAGCUGAUGAAUAUCUUCCAGAAGAACUAUGACAUGCUCCUUGCUAUAUUUAAUCCUGAAGGUUGGCUCGAGAUAACAUAUGUCGACGAGUCCCUACGGAUCGGAAGAGAUGACAAGGAAAACAUCUUCGUGCUGGAGAGAACAGGCCCUUCAGAAAUUUGAGAACAUUUACAAAGCAAAACUGUCUGCAGACAUCUUUGAGUGCAACGACACUCCAAGAAGGAGUUAACGUCCACAUACGGCGCAUCAUUCUUUCUUUACGAGCAUAGAAACAUUUCCAUUCUUUGGAGAAAUUUUUUGCAAGUCCGGAAGUGUCAUGUAAGUAUGUAAACUAUGUAAGUUCAGUUACAUAGAGAAUCGGUAAAAUCCGCCAAAAUCUUAGAGAGGAAAUAAACUACUGUCAGAUUUUUUGAAGUACUGUACAUCGUUGCUCAGGUAUUCAUCCUUCCUUGUAAGAGCAAGACACCUUUGGAAACUACUCUAGUCUCCAAAAUUUGCAGCCGUGGAGAUAUUCUUCCUUGGAAACUAGUCUCCAAAAUUGGCAGCUUUGGGGUUAUAUAUUCUUCCUUGGAAACAAGUCUGAAAAAAUUUGCAGCCUUGGAGAAAACCGACGACGCGCGCCCCGGCCGGCCGCCAGUUCGACCGUACAGCGCGGCAGCAGCAUACCUGUGCCAUGACGUCAGCCUGCCACCGCUCUCCGUCCUCGCACGUACAUGUCCCUGUGCGCGAAGACGCGUUCAUAGGUUCUUGCAAAGCUUGUGUACGGACAACGCGACACAGGCCUCGGUUUCACCAAAAACACAAGAGAACCCCCGGCGCUUCGCUAACACCCUAUACGUCUGUACAUAAGCAUUCCAAGGGGAUUGAUUUUGUUCUGUUUUGAAAGUGCAUUCGAGGAGAAUCAAAGUAAGCAGCUAGGGUAGCGAUCAUGGGGAUCGGCGCGGGAGGUGGCGCCCUUGACGCCGCGAGGCCGGCGGCGGCGAUGGUGUUGGUGGAGUUCAUCUUCUCGGCGCUGCAGAUCUUCAUCAAGCUGGCGCUGGACGACGGCAUGGACGAGCGCGUCCUCGUCGCCUACCGCCUCAUGUUCGGCGCCGCCUUCCUCUGCCCCGUCGCCUUCCUCCUCGAGAGGAAGAAAAGGCCACCACUAACCAUGAAGGUGGCGACAGGGUUAUUCUUGUGUGGACUUUUCGGAAUUACCAUAAAUCAGAACCUGUUAGUGUUUGCCAUCAAGUUGACGAAUUCCACGACCAUCGUUACAGCUCUCAGCAACCUCACCCCUCAAUCUACCUUCAUCGUUGCAAUCUUGAGCAGGAUGGAGACCCUGAAGCUCAAAAAGCCCAGCGGUCGAGCGAAACUGGGGGGAACGCUGGUCGGGCUGGGCGGCGCGAUGCUGCUGACGUUCUACAAAGGCCCAGAGAUCAAGUUCCUCCACCAUCUGGCCCACGGGCUUAAUAGCCACGCCCACGGCAACCACAAGCAGCUCCUGAUCCCGCCGCCGGCCGCCGGCACCCGGAUCCUCGGCUCGUUCCUCGCCAUCACCAGCUGCUUCAGCUUCGCGAUCUGGCUCACGAUCCAGGCCAAAGUAAGCCAGGUUUACCCGUGCCACUACUCCAUCGCCGCGCUGGUGUGCGUCUUCGGCGCGAUGCAGUCCACUCUGCUCGCGCUCUGCAUGCACCGGGACGCCGACCAUUGGAGGCUCGGGCUCAACGUCAGGCUCUACUCCUCGGCUUACGCGGGUAUCGUGGCCUCCGGGUCCGCAUUCCCGCUGAUGUCGUGGUGCCUGCGGAAGAAAGGGCCCCUCUACGUCUCCAUGUUCGGGCCUCUCAUCGUCGUCUUCGUCGCCGUCAUGAGCUCCAUUGUUCUUGAGGAGACCCUGCACCUCGGAAUCGUGCUUGGUGCUGUCCUGAUUGUGGCGGGGCUGUACAUGGUGCUGUGGGGCAAGGCGAGAGAGCAGGAGGAGGAUGAGAAGGAGGAAGAAGAAGAAGCCGAUGCGCCAAAGGUUGUCAGUCAGGACGAAGAGCUGGGCAAGGAACCCAUUCCCCCGGCUGAUCAUGGUGAGAAAGAACGGGGAUAAUUUGGUGCUGUCAAGGAAUUGGAGGACCAGCAUGUACACACAAAUGUUCUUUCAUGCUGUUUCCCUUUCCUUUUGGAUACCCUGACGUUCCAAUAAAUUAUUAGGAGGCUUUUGUUUUUUGACA